This is a messenger RNA of Camelina sativa (false flax), 3073 nucleotides long. RefSeq names its product shaggy-related protein kinase beta. Gene Ontology annotation, cellular component: cytoplasm; nucleus. Gene Ontology annotation, molecular function: protein serine/threonine kinase activity. Gene Ontology annotation, biological process: peptidyl-threonine phosphorylation; signal transduction; cell differentiation. The record is from RefSeq and is a predicted model, not a curated record. NCBI's taxonomy places the organism in Eukaryota, Viridiplantae, Streptophyta, Magnoliopsida, Brassicales, Brassicaceae.
ACUAAGGAUCGAGGAUCUGUCAAGCUGUGAUUGGCUGAGGGAAAACAAAAUUUAUUUGUGUUUGGUUCUCUCUCUCUCGUCUAUCUCUUUCGCUCUCACAGUACUAUGAACGGCGAAAGGACUGGACUGGAGAAUCUCUCUGUUUGGUUCAAUAAUGCUUAAAUUGUUAGAGAAUCUCUCUGUUUUUCUUGGUAAGAAUUUCUCUGAUUUCAAUUGUAGAGAUUCAUGUAUUAGGGUUAAUUGAUGUGAAGAAAUUAGGGUUGAACAAAUUGAAACUGAUGUUAGGAAAAUUAGGGUGCUAUGAUGUUAGAAGUUCGGGAGUUGGAUCAUUGGUAAGCAAAAUAGUGUUUAGAAUCUAAAAAUCGUGUGAAACAAAACCUUUUUCCAUACUUAAACCUUUUUCCACUUCCGGAAACUUCGACGACUUACCAGAAAGACUCUUUCUCUUCUUCUUCUUCUACCAUUGAGCAUCAUUCUGCUGAUCAAUUACCGAAGGACAUGGGAAUUGGAGAUGACAAGGAUACGGACGGUGUGAUUAUCAAGGGAAAUGGGACUCAAUCUGGACGAAUUAUCACCACCAAGAAGAAGGGUUUGAAUGAUCAAAGAGACAAGGUUAAGUGCUUAGAGACAGAAGAAAAAGUAGCAAUCAAGAAAGUGUUACAGGACAAGAGAUACAAAAAAAAAAGGGAACUUCAGAUCAUGCGAAUGCUCGAACACCCUAAUGUCGUUUAGCUCAAGCGUUCUUUCUUCUCUACCACUGAGAAAGACGAGGUUUAUUUUAACCUUGUUCUUUGAGUAUGUACCCGAGACCAUAUACCGCGCUUCGAGAUCUUACACCAAGAUGAAUCAUCAUAUGUCUUUGAUUUAUAUUCAGCUCUAUACCCUAUCAGUUUCUGGUGGUCAAACGGUGGAUGGUAUCAUUAGAUGCUUCUGUGGUAAAGGUUAUAUUCGAAACCUCAAGAAGAAUCUCAAGGCUCUGGAGAGGGGAAUGGAAGAUCUCAGAGCUAUUCAAGAUGUGGUAAAGAAUAAGGUAGCGAUAGAGGAGACCCGGCAUCAACAAAGGCGUAAAGAAAAGUUGAUAGACUACUGGAUAUGCGAAGGAUUCAUCGGAGACUACCCUGUUACAAAAAGAGCUAGGAAUAAGGGUUAUACGAUGCUCGGUACCCUUAUCCGUGCAAACUUGUUGACGGAGUUAAGUGCAGAAAUUGUUGUGAUGCAUGACGUGGUUCGUGAAAUGGCUCUAUGGAUAGCAUCCGAUUUUGGGAAACAGAAAGAGAAUUUUGUUGUGCGAGCAGGAGUCGGAUUACAUGAAGUACCAGAAGUGAAGGAUUGGGGAGCUGUGAGAAGGAUGUCAUUAAUGAAGAAUGAUAUUAAGGAGAUAACAUGCAGCAGUUCUAAGUGUUCUGAACUUAUAACUCUGUUCCUCCAGUAUAAUAGAAAUCUGACGAAUAUCUCAGGUGAAUUCCUUCAGUCUAUGAAAAAGCUAGUUGUUUUGGAUUUGUGGAAUAAUUACUUCUUGAGUGAACUUCCAGAGCAGAUAUCAGAGCUGGUCUCCUUGCAGUAUCUUGACUUGUCAUUUACAAGUAUAGAGCAACUGCCUGAUGGGUUCCUGGAGUUAAAAAAGCUAUAUCAUCUGAAUUUGACUUAUACAGAGCGACUUUGUAGUCUGGGUGGGAUAUCAAAGCUGUUGAAUCUAAGAAUUUUGAAACUACUAGGUUCUAAAGUUCAUGGAGAUGUAAGCUUAGUGAAGGAGCUGCAGCUCUUGGAGCAUCUACAAGUUCUAACCAUGACGGUAUCUACGAACUCGGGUUUGGAGCAAAUAUCAGAUGAUCAAAGGUUGGCCAACUGCAUCACUGAUUUGGGUAUUGCCGGGUUUCUAGAAAAGCCAUUCGAUUUAUCAUCCUUGCCGAGUAUGGAGAAUCUUUAUGAGCUCUUUGUGGACAGUUGUCAUGUCGUGGAGAUUUAUACAGAUAUAAAAUGUGGAGAACAAAUUUCUACAGACGCGUCUCACUUACGCAAUCCGAAAAUUCCAUGCUUUACCAACAUCUCGCGACUGAUUAUAAGUAAUUGCCAUAGCGUGAAGGAUCUGACUUGGCUAUUGUUUGCUCCAAAUCUUGUCGACCUGAGGAUCUUCGAUUCAAGAGGAGUGGAAGAAAUUAUAAAUAAAGAGAAAGAAACCAAUCUUACAGGUAUUACCCCAUUUCUGAAGCUAGAACGCUUAUAUUUGUUGAAAUUGACGAAGCUGGAGAGUAUCUACUGGAGUUCUCUCCCCUUUCCGGUUUUGAUUGACAUAGCUUUAAGAGACUGUCCAAGGCUGAGAAAGCUUCCCUUAAAUGCUAAAAGUGCCCCACGACUUGAGCGAUUUGACAUACUUAUGGAUCCUCAUGAAAAUGACAUCGAAUGGGAGGACGAGGAUACAAAAAAUCGUUUCUUGCCUUCAAUCCGUCGGUUCAACUAGAUUUAAGACUCGGGUUUGGAGCAAAUUAGAGAACACAAAAUCCCUAAAAUUCGCCCAACACUCCAUCCAUGUACGAGCAAUUGAAGAACUCAGAACCCAGCAAGAGUGCUAAAAAAAGAAACAUGAGUCCAUCCACCAUGUGAAAAUCACAAACAGACGACGUCUAAAUCCCACCAAGUGGCUCAUUCAGAGCCUUCUUCAGAAAGAGAUGCAAGCUACACUGACAAGCAAAAUGGGUUCUGAAUUCUCAAGUCUCUUCUCAGCCUUGACGGGCUCGUUUAGAUGCCUGCACUGCACUGUUCCUCAUUGGCACUGCCACUGGCAAGUUUUAGAUUUUCAUUAAGUCAUCUUUUUUACCCGAUUCUUUUGUAGCUGGUUUCUUCAUUAAAUCUUGCAGGUGUGUUCACUGUCUACAUCAUUCCCAUCUUUUGCUCUAGAUUUUAAUAUGUUGUUGCACAAAAGAAGCCUUUGGUUUUAUUUUGUUUUGGGUGGAUAUGGUCCAGUUUCGUUGAUAAGUUCAGCUACGAUAGCUUGGUAGAUGAAACUAUCAAGUCGUGUUUCCUGUAUUGUGCUCUGUUUCCAGAAAAUUUGAGGAUAGACAAAGAAAAUUUGAUA